Messenger RNA from Amphiprion ocellaris (clown anemonefish), 1533 nucleotides. Its product is annotated as cytochrome P450 2D17-like. NCBI's taxonomy places the organism in Eukaryota, Metazoa, Chordata, Actinopteri, Pomacentridae. Gene Ontology annotation, molecular function: heme binding; oxidoreductase activity, acting on paired donors, with incorporation or reduction of molecular oxygen, reduced flavin or flavoprotein as one donor, and incorporation of one atom of oxygen; iron ion binding. The coding region runs from base 49 to 501 and encodes 150 amino acids. The transcript has 3 exons. The record is from RefSeq and is a predicted model, not a curated record. Gene Ontology annotation, cellular component: intracellular membrane-bounded organelle; cytoplasm. Gene Ontology annotation, biological process: xenobiotic metabolic process.
GUUCCGGCUGAGAUAGAUGCUGUGAUUGGUUCAUCCAGACAACCCUCCAUGACUGACAGAGAAAACUUACCCUAUACUAAUGCAGUCAUCCAUGAGAUUCAGAGAUAUGGCAACAUUGUCCCACUGAAUGUGAGCCACAUGGCAAGCAGGGACACCACACUGGAUAAGUACACAAUCCCAAAGGGUACAGUGAUAAUGGCGUCGCUGCACUCGGUCCUCAAUGAUGAGUCCAUGUGGGAAACUCCACACUCCUUCAACCCUCAGCACUUUCUGGACCAGGACGGUGAAUUUAGGAAGAGAGAAGCCUUCCUUCCCUUUUCUGCAGGUAAGCGGGUGUGUCUCGGGGAACAGCUGGCCAGGAUGGAGUUAUUCCUCUUUUUCACCUCCCUCCUUCAGAGAUUUUCAUUCUCUGCGCCUGCUGGAGAGAAACCCAGUCUGGAGUACACCAUGGGAGGCAUUCGCUCUCCAAGACCUUACCGCCUCUGUGCCACACCACGAUAAACUACUGAAGACAAUAAAUCACUGUGUUCCACUAUGUCUGUCUCAUAAUUCAUCAAUAAUAUCUGCAAUAAACUAUUGUGCAUUGCUACAGUAGUCUACUAGUCAUGAAAUAAUGUUUACAUAUACUUAGAAACACCUGUAUAUCAAGGCAGUAUUGAAUGUCCAGUCACUCCGAGAACGCUAAAGUUUUAAUGAUGGCAUUAUUCAAACACAUCUCUGAAAAAACAAUCAUACAUUUUAGUUUUUCAUAGAUGUAUUAUAGGUCUCCUGGAAACAUGAAAAAAAUCUGCUGGCUCAAAAAUAUUCAUGCAGCAAUGCAUAGAUGUCUCUUGGCCAUUGCACUUCAACUAAACGCUUUUGGUAGCCGUCCACAACCUUUGGGAAAGCUUCUGGUUGUAUCUUUGACCACUCCUCUUGACAAAACUUGUGCGAUUCAACUAGAUUUAUUAGCUUUUGACACUUGUUUCUCCAUCGUAGUCCACAGAUUCUUGAUGGGAUUUAAGCCAGGACUUAAACCUUAAUUCUAACCUGAUUUAGCCAUUUCUUUGCUACCUUUGAUGUGUGUUUGGAGUCAUUGUCUUGUUGGAGACCAUUUUAGGUGUUCUUGAGGAAUGUGGAGAAAUCUUCCUUAUUCUUCAUUCUGUUUACUUCUUUACACUACUUCUACUGCUGGUAAAACAGCCGCCGAGCAUAAUACUGCUACCACCAUGCUUGGUGUUUCAGGGGUUAAGAUGCUCAGCCUCUCUUCAAAUCAUACUUCUGGUCAUUGUGGUCAAAUUGCUCCACUUUUGUUUCAUCUGAUCACAAAACUUUCCUCCUGAAGGCCUUUUCUUUGACAGUGUGACACAACAGUCUACGCCACCAAAAGUGAUAAUUCAAGUUGUUGUGUGUUUUUGAUCCAACACAUUUUGUCAUAUUUCCAGAAGACCUAUAGUCUAUCCAUGAAAGCACCAAAAUGCAUUUUUCAUGACAAAGAUGCAUGUCUUCCAUUGACUUCAUCACAGAAAAUUAGGAGUUCAAGCAGUGAUUGGA